AUGGGCUGCGGCUCUAUCUCAAGCUUUGACAAGCCAGUACAACCUCAAAAACCGUACGUUGUCUCUAGAUGAUCUCUAUCGCGAUCAUCCAGAGCUCGUGGCCAUCCGAGAAGCGAACCCAAACAACGGUCUUCUCCAGACUCGUGGUCAGCCUGGAACUCAUGAUGAGGUUCUUGCGAAACAGUUCUUUGAUCAGGUCCUUGGCCGAGUGGACAGCGAGAAGAAAACUGUUAAGUGGCCGGCGUACGAUAAGAGUCUUCAUAGCGGCCAGGGCGGAAGAGUCCCAGUUGACGAGUGGGAAGAGGUAGCACUGGGCCAAGAUCUUGAUGUGCUUAUCUUUGAAGGCUGGGCUCUCGGAUUUCAACCCUUGACUAAGGAAGAAGUCACUAGAAAAUGGGAACAGGCUAAAGCUUCAGAGUCGCAACAGACUGAAGAAUGGUCUCUGACUAACACUCUUGCAAACCACAAGCUCGACCAUCUUCUGCUGAUCAACGAGAAUCUUAGACGGUAUUGUGACACCUUUGCCGGACCGCAGCACUUUGAUGGAUUCUUGCACUUGAGCACCGACAAACUAGUUCAGGUUUAUGAGUGGCGUCUUGGUCAGGAAAAGGCUUUGAGAGAGCAUAAGCCGGGAAUGUCGGAUGAGCAGGUAAUCAAGUUCGUCAAGGGAUAUAUGCCAGCGUAUGAAUUGUUUCUUGAACGUCUCCAGAACAAGAACCUCUUUGGGAGUGAGGGAGAUAGGGCGUCAGGGAAGAAGCAUGUACAGGUGAUAUUGAACAAGGCAAGGGAGGUGAUGGAAGUGAAGGAGGUAUGA
Molecule: messenger RNA, 814 nt
Organism: Fusarium graminearum PH-1
Lineage: Eukaryota; Fungi; Ascomycota; Sordariomycetes; Hypocreales; Nectriaceae
Exons: 1
Coding region: 69-308 (79 amino acids)
Source: RefSeq, a predicted model, not a curated record